UUGCGGCCAUUUAAAACUAUCCGUCAUGCUGUCGGUUUAUCUCGGUUAUCAUUUCCAUUGAAUACCUGGAUAAUAACUGAGUGAAUUUGUAAACAAAGUCGUUGCUAAGGAAAAUUUACUUGUUUUUCUCCCGAAAAUAAUGUCAAUUUCCCUGGAUGCUCGGGAGGUGUUGCACCACCUGAACGAGUUGGGCUACAAGAACAUAACGGCUCAGCAAUUGAAGGAGUUCAUACGAGAUUUGAAGAAAUUAAUCAAAUACGAGACUUUACGGUGCAAAAUAUGCAAUUCCACUAAGUGUUCCUGUGCCCAGAAGCAUCGCCAAGAGCUGCUUUACAGAGCGCCAACGCUGAGCUUCCUUGCCAAAGUCCACCGUCCGGAAAAGAAAGACGACGUCCAGAGUGAGAACGUUCAGCCAUCGCGUCCGGACUCAGUCACUUCGACGACAAGCAAAAUGUGGAUCCGCCCGAAAGUCGCUCGACAGAGGACAAAGAGUGACCCCGUUUCUCUGCACUCCAAAUAUCAGCGCGAGUGGGACAAAUUCAAGAACAACAUUCCCGGACAAAACAAGCACCUCGACUUGAGAUGGCACGUGAGGGAGAAACUGGCCAGGGAUCAGGCGCAGAGGCAUUGAAAUGCAGUCUUU
Messenger RNA from Phlebotomus argentipes, 643 nucleotides. RefSeq lists its product as uncharacterized. The coding region runs from base 140 to 631 and encodes 163 amino acids. Gene Ontology annotation, cellular component: centriole; non-motile cilium. Lineage: Eukaryota; Metazoa; Arthropoda; Insecta; Diptera; Psychodidae. The transcript has 3 exons. The record is from RefSeq and is a predicted model, not a curated record. Gene Ontology annotation, biological process: cilium assembly.